AUGCGCCGAGAUAGGUUGCUCUUUUGGUCGUAUGAAAAGGGGCAACGGCUUUCGCACAAGUUGCUUAAUUCGUUUCUUGUUGCUUUCGAGACCAAGCCUAUGCUUAAGAAUAAGGGUCCUUUCUCGCUGGGCCUGAACGCUUACCUUAUUAUUUUGAAAAAAGGGAAAGAAAGAGGCAACCAACUUGAGUCAAAGGGAAGAAGUAUAAGACAAGAGAUUCCUAGCUCUCACUUCAUCCAACCGCAGGUUAUAGAUGAUGGAAGAGUUAUGGAAAAGGAAGAAAUUAAGACAAUUUUGAAACCGGCUGCGAUUGCGAAACGGAGACCAGCCACACUCUCGGUCUUUCCUUCCACAGAGACAAAGCCAGCGGUAUCAUAUGAUCACAACGCGCGCGCACACAGAAAAAGCAAAGGUCGAAGAAUAGCCACCACCCAUAUGGAUCCCCGAUCUUCCUAUUUCCACCGCACAAAGUACGCCAAUCACCCCUCUCCUACUCCACCUCCUCCUCCUCGCUACCCUAGUAACCUUAAUUUCCACCACCAUUCCAACUUCCUUGCACCACCUCCCCCACCACCUCCACAACAACUCCGUCCACCGCAAACACCUCCUCCUCCACCGGUUUCUCAUCAAUUCGACGAUGAUCGUCAACCGCGGCGUCGUUUACCCGAAUUCAAUCCCCGUGUUCAUGAACCCCGACCCGAUUUUAGGGUUUUGCGUGAUGAUCGGCAAACUAGGCAUGUAUUGGUAAGUAAUCCUAAUCCUAAUUCUAGAUUUAUUCAGGACUGUAGUGUUGUGAUUGAUCGUGAGAGUGAGCACUAUCAUCGUCGUGGUGAGUUUGGAUCGAAUUCUGAUAGAUCUUCUUCUAGUGAUUUUCGAACUGUAUCGAAUCAACUGAGGGGUUUCGAGUCUAAUUCGGGGAAUUUUGAGAAUAGGCGCCGUUUGAAUUAUGAUUAUCACGAGAAGGGGAGUGACAACCAGAGAUGGUUUCAUGACAGAGAGGUUAUCGGAGAACCGCGUGAUUCGUUGAUUGAGUUCGGGAGUAAUGAGAUUGGUGAUGGUGAAAAUAGGAUUGUUACUGGGAAACGUGAGCAUUAUAGGUGUAGAGAAGGGAAUUUGGAGUUGGAAAGGCAUGGUGGUAAAAGAAGCAGAGAGGGUAGUUAUGAGUUUAAUAGGACUCCAAGGAAGCAGGUACAGAAAAAGAGUGCUCUACUUAGGCUUCAGCAGCCUAAUUAUAGGAAUAGAGAGGAUGAGAGAGUGCCUUAUUCCAGUUAUGUUGAUGAUACCAAAUCUAGUUCUUUUAGAGGUAAAGAUCAGGAAUCAGGUUUUUUUAGAGGUAAAGAUAAAGAUAAAGUUUCAUAUACAGAUCGUGGGAUGGGAGAGGGAGCAAGAGAGGGAAGCCCUGUAGAGCUUGAUGUGUCUUUUAAGUCUAAUUCAUUGGUAGCCAAGGCAAUUGUGACGUCUACUUCAAGUUCUGCGGGUGCUUCUGAAACGAAUUUGACACCUAGGAAUAGUAAAGUGAGGAAAGUGCUGGUCCCCGCUAAGGAUAAGGAUAGUUUGAAUUCAUCAACGAAUAAACCCAACAAGGUUGCAGUAGGAUUGGAUAAAGCUGUAAGUGUUGCAAAUAGAGCAUCCAGUUCUGACAAGGAGCUAAAGAAGUCCAAAGAGGGAUUUACAGCUUCUGGUAUUACUAAUGUGCGAGAUGGUAGUUCACCGCUUCUAAAGAAUAGAGCGGAGAUGCCUAUGAAGAGGACUGUGCCCGUUAGAAGUGGAACCAAUCUUGUUUCUGGUAAAACAUCUUCACUCAAGGGUGGAAAGAAGAAAAAAGUUGUUAAGAGAGUAGUGAAGAAAGUUGUAAACCAUAAUUUGACUUCAUCAAGUUCACAGCCAACAAAAACUUGUGAUGAACCUGUGAAAACUGAUAGCUUUGCCCAUAAUCCAAUUGAACCCAUUGACCCUGACAAGGCUGCUACCGUGGCUGACAUUGUUGAUUCACAGCCCUGUCUGAAUGAAGCUACAGUGAUCCCCGAGAAUGACAAGGUGGAGGGCUUUGAAAAGUUUAUGGAAACAGGGCAUGUUGGCACUGGUACAGAUUCUGGUAAUUUAUCUGUAUUUAAUAUCAAUGGAAAGAAGAGUUGCUCAGCUUCUCUCUUGGACUAUUCAAUUCAGGAAGAAACUAAAUUUGGUGAGUGCGUUGUAAAUGGUGAUUUUGCUAAAGGCUUGCAUGCUAUAGCAAAUACGGACAACAGUUUAACGAAAUCAAUAGGUGAAACUAUGAGCUCUGAUAUUGGUGGCGUUGAAGAUGUCAGCAAGCAGCCUUGUCAGAAUGGAGAUUCUUUCUUUCUUGAGAACGAUGCUGUGAGGGGAUCUUUCAAGGUUUUGGAUUAUAUUGAAGGCAACACUGAUAUUGGUUCAUUAAGUUCAGAGAAAAUGAUAAUCCAUGAGAGUCCUAUGAAUACUUGUAUGCCUACGAUGGGGUUAGAUACUGCUUUAAUGAACUCGCAAGAGAGAACUAUGGUCUCCGACAUGGGGACAUCUGAUAUUGGUUCCAAGGAGUCCUGUAGAAAUCAGGGUAGUCCAUUAGCUGGGAAUGGCAUCGCGGAUCUACUUCAGAGCGCUAGUUUCCCUGUAUUAAGCGACAGAAGUUUCUCUGUAUCUAUUUCAGGGGAAACAGGAAUUCAGAAUGCUGUCAUACUCGCCAAUCAGGGAGCGGGGUCUAUUUUGGGUUCUCCAAAUAGAUGUACUAAUUCAGAAGAAAUUAAUAUUUCCACCCAUGGAACUGGUGAUGAUAUUGGUGAGCAGCUAUCUCAAGAUGGGGUUACUAAAAUAUUGCAAGGUGUUUCCAUCGGCCGUUCUCUUGAUACCAAGGUUUCUACGGGUGGCAGUGAGGAGGAUGCAACUGACAUUAAAAAGAAUGAUAAAAACAUCGAAAUGCCUAAGGUAGAUUUGUCAAGGACAGAUUUAUCUGAUAUGCGUUUGGAGCCUGAAAAUUUGGUCACCAGUACCACUGCUCAUUGGGUGGACACAACCUUGAGGUUAUGUUUUGAAGAUAGUGCUGCAGCUGAAUGUACAUUUUCUGCUGCUCAAUUUGUGGAUGUUGGCGCACAAUCUUGUAGUAAUGCCGCCAGUGCUCUUCAUGAGGGCAGUUUAACAGAUGUUUCAGCAGUUAAGGUUUCUGCCAGGAGGAGUGCUGAUGUUGGUCCGAAUGGGGUUUCACCAAGGAUUGAAAAGAAUAGAAAGUCCUCUGCUCCUCAACUGGAAUUUUAUCCUCCAGUAGAAUUUGAUGCUGACAAGAGACCUAUAUUUGCAGGUAAUUCUACAUCAGGUAUGGAAGUGCCCUCAAAUGCUGGUGAUGGUCUAACACUGACAGAAGAGGAAGUCGUAGUGUCUGAUAUGGAUUCUCUGUGUACUUCUGAUAUGCUGCCUGGACAGAAGGGGGUCACUGCUUCGCUUGUAAAUGGUUCAGCAGGAGAGCAUUUAAGCACUGUGGCUUCAGUCAAAGAUGCAUUUGAAGAUGAUGGUCUAAUAGAUGUUCAAUCUGAUUUGGCUGUUGAGGAACUGGCAGUUACAGAAGUGACAUCCCAUAGUCAAGUUGUAUCAGGAGGGGAGGACGUCAUAAAUGCUACUCCAGUUAUGGUUGGUGGUAGCAAUCAAAAUGAUUCGAUGGACAUCGUUGUUGGCGAGGGAGACAAAAUGGACAUUGAUGCUGCAGAAGAGCAAACUGUUAUUUACAGUGGGAGUCCCCAGUGCCAAAUCCCUUCAAAAUCUCAAACUCAGGACUUGGAUGAAAAAUUGCUGGGUACAGACGUGGAGGAUGGCGAUUUUUAUGGUGUGAAGAAUGGUUCACCUUGUAUUUCAAACAAUCUAUCUUCAUUUGUAGAUGGUUCUGGAGUUUCUACUACCAAUUCUGGUGAUGAACUUAUGGAGUUUGUACCUGAGACACUGUCUGAUAGGGGUUGUCCAGAAACCUUGCCUGAUGUGGGGACAUCCCUCAGUCAAAAUUCAGUUGAAAAGCUUCAUGGGAAUGAUGAUAAAAUUCCAGCUGAUAGGCCUGCAAGUUAUGUUGGUUCUAACUCGUCUACGUGUACGACAAGUUCACAAAGUGGUAAAAUUGUUUUAAAAUUGGAUCAUGCAGUAGAAGUUGAUCAGUUGUUGACUGGGAAGACAGGGCAUUUGCUGUCACAGGAUUCCAAAAUUACAACUCAGAUGCAGAAUGCCAUGAGUUUAGAAUUACAUGGAAGGAAAAACCAGAAUAGUCGUGCUGUAUCUAAGAUUUAUCCAGGUCGCUCAUCUUUUGUUUUUACUGCUUCAAAGAGUACAGCUUCUUCAUCUCACAUCUCAAAAACUCGAACAUGGCAUCGAACUGAUAAUUCUUCUGAUUCUGCUCCACCAGCAAACAAGGCUUUCUCAAGCACUGUUCCUACCCAGAUGCAAUUUCCUAGAAAAGCCAAUAAGUCCCAGAGCACCUCUUACAUUCGCAAGGGUAACAGUCUUGUUAGAAAGCCUAUUUCAGUUGCUCAAUCCCCGGGUCCUCAUGGUUUGAGUUCUUCUGUAUCUCAGCUCAACUCUUCUGGUACUGACGAACCAAAGAAGAGUGCUGGCUCUGACACUAGAAAUGAUAUUGUGGAUCCGCUAAAUGUUGCGAGAAAAGGAGGUAUGAAUGCUUCUUUUGAGAGACCAAGAACACCACCUCUACCUAGUGUCCCAAAAAUACCAAAUCAGGCAACUAACCCUUUGGGGGUUUGUGUAUCUUCCCCAUUAGCUGAGCAUCUUCAUCCUCUUUCUACCGAAACUGCAACUGGCCCAGCAAAAUCUAUGGAAAGCAAUGAUGUUCAGAAGUGUUCUGAUGAUGUUUUGAAAAUUUCAGAAUCUCCAGUAACUCAAAAUAGCCAAAUUAAUAAAUUGGAAUGUCAUAGUGAUCUAAAUGAUGAUAAUAAGAUGGUUUUAGCAAAUUUCAAGAGCCUAACAUAUGUUAAGCGGAAAUCAAAUCAGUUGGUUGCAACUUCAAAUCCAUGUGUGUCUUCCGUACAAAAUGCCCAUAACAAAUCAUCAUCUGAUAGCUACUACAAGAGGAGGAAAAAUCAGCUAAUUAGGACUUCACUGGAAAGUCAGGUCAAGCAGACAACCAGCAUCCCUGAUGAAAGUUUGAAUUCUGAGGGACAAACUGCUCUUAACUCUUUUUUCAGCAGAAGUUUUAGUAAGAGACGACUGCGUAAAGGUGAAGUUACCCUGGCUGUUGCUGCAGCAGAGAGGAAGAAAAGAGAACAGAGAGGUGCUGUGCAUGUUGCCUCUCCGACAAAGAGUAGAAACAGUUCUUCUCGUAAGUUAGCUCAGUAUGGAGCUGCACUGAAUCUGCAGUGGUUCUGGUCUGCAGAUGUCUCCAUAGAGAACGCAUUUUCUGUAUUGGCUUAG
Messenger RNA from Dovyalis caffra, 5409 nucleotides. Lineage: Eukaryota; Viridiplantae; Streptophyta; Magnoliopsida; Malpighiales; Salicaceae. The record is from the annotation of a GenBank genome assembly.